UAAAAAGCCGUACGUAACAGAAAAAAAACAAACACAGAUAUGUUAAUCCAUCGAUCUAGUUUUUAGAAAGAUUUAUAUUAUUACCUAUAUUUUUAAAACCAUUUCCAUUCUGACAAUUUUUGUGUCGUUUUAUUAAUUUUGAAAUUAACUGUAAUCAAAUAAAUAUGUCACUUGUUGCUGCAUAUAGUGAAAGUAGUGAAGACGAAAAAGAAGAAGAAGAAAAUCAUUCCGAUAAAAAGACCAAUGAGUUAUCAGUUGAAGAUUUAAAAGCAAAACAAUUUCGAACUCAAGAUUCUUUUCAAAUUGAAAUUUUAGAUGACGAAGAUUGGUCAUAUACUCCGCAAAACGAUGCUGUUUCAUCAAAUUCAGUUUCAAUUUUUUCUAGUUUACCAUCUUCGAAUAAAGAGAAAACGUUGUACGAAGAAGAAAAAGACGAUGAGUUUUUAAAAAUAAAAGCAUUUUCCGACGAAAUCAAACCUGGUCUUAUUAUAAAUAAUAAAGAAGAAGAAGCGAAAAAAUUUAUGAACUUACCUCAGCCAGUAAAAGGAGGAAAAAAAGGAAAAGUCAAAAUUUCACUUCCUACUUAUACUAGUGGAAAUGAUUCAGAAGAUGAAAUAGGUAGUAAUCAAAUUUGUGGCGAAGAAAAAGGUAUAUUAUCUAAGAAUAAAAGCUCUCUUGUAGCCAUUCUUCCUAAGCCAAAGAACAGUGUUUGUGUUGGAGAAAACAAAAACAAAGUAUUUCAAAAACAAGUUAAUCGACAACUUGUUCCUCACACUCUGAAAAAAACACUAGUAAGUAAUAAGGGUCAAUUACAACAACUAAAUAAUGAAAAGAUUAACAAAAGUCAAGAUGAACUGAGCGAAGAUGAAGACGUAAUAAAUGGUUGUAAUUUUUUUAGCUUAGGUGACAAUACUUCAAGUAUUGAGGAUAAAGAUCAAUCAAAUUUAAAUGAUUUUAAUGUAUCAAGAGACAGUCUUCAACCUGCUUCAACAGUACAACAACUGUGUCACUCUCCAAGUUUAAAAGAUAAGGAAUCUUCUGCAUUAUUCUCUGAGCCAAUUGACUCUCAAAUACCAAAAAAAGAAAACUCUUAUUUUUCAAAUUUAUUUUCAAAAAAGAUAACUAAUGACUCCACAUUAACUGGUGUUAAUGACUCCACAAAUCUGAUUAAAUCAGGUAAUUCCAAUGUUUCUGAAAAUUUAAACAAAAUAAGUUCUAAUGGAUCUCCACAUCUAAAACAAAGUUAUAGUGAUGUUACCGCUCCUUAUGGUAGUGCAGAAUUUAACAGUAUAACCUCGAGUACUCUACAAAAUUCAAACACAAAAUAUGUUGAAAAUCAGCAUUUUGAAAGUAAAACGGAACCGUUUUUUGCUUAUGGCUAUCAGAAAACUUACAAUGAACCUGAAAGCAUACUAACUGUUGACCCUGUUGAUGUCUACCACCAAUCAAAUGUUGACACACUAUUAGAUAAUGAUGCUAUAAAAGCACUUGUUGGAGGAAAAAGAAAAUUUAGAAAAGAGGAUAUUAAUAUUAUUGAUGUGAAAGGAGAAGAUUUACAGCUUUCAAAGGGAGAAUACCUAAAGAAUCUUACGCAAGAUUCAGGCUAUAGACCUAAAGUUUCUAAAAAAGAUGAACCUCGUAAAUUAGAGAAAAGAAAACAUCAAAUUACAUAUCUGGCCUAUCAGGCAAAAGAAAGGGAACACGAGCUUCGCCAAGCAUGGUCAAUCAGCAAAGCAACCCGGCGCGAUACACAAUCGAAGUAUGGUUUUUAAAUCAAUCAUUGUUCGUCCACGUGCUUUUUGAAUCACAAAUUUUAAUUAUGCGAUUACAAAGUUUCUCAAAUAGCUGCGAUACAACACUAUACUUUGCAAUAAGUUGUUCAAUGUUUGCAAUGAGUGUUCCAUGAAUCUUACCACCAGAAGCAUCUGGUGCUACUUUGAUUUUUCCAACAUAUAAAUUUGUAAAUAUUAAAUUUUGAUGAGGUUUACAAUGGAUGUGUUUUACAGUAUGAUGACGGAUGGCCUGUAUCCAUAUCUUUAAUCAAUGAAAUUAAGUUUCUUAUCGCUUCAUGCGAUGUCAACAAUGCUGAAUCUAUUAAAAAACGCAACUACUUCACUAUAAUUGAUUCUUUUGAACGUAGAUGAGACUGAUUGAUUUUAUUGGAUGUGCUUGUAACAAUUUAUUGGGUAUACAUUAAAUCUAAAAAGUAUCGUGAAAGAAGUCACUUGAAAGCUGUAAAUAAUUUAAACGAAAUAAAAAAAAAAAUUAUACAUGGA
Messenger RNA from Hydra vulgaris (swiftwater hydra), 2276 nucleotides. RefSeq lists its product as uncharacterized. NCBI's taxonomy places the organism in Eukaryota, Metazoa, Cnidaria, Hydrozoa, Anthoathecata, Hydridae. The record is from RefSeq and is a predicted model, not a curated record. Gene Ontology annotation, cellular component: nucleus.